UUAAAUUUCCGAAGCGAAGUAACGUCCCCGUGCGAGACCCUAUUUACACCUGCCCUUCCAUAUACCCUAGAAUCAAAACUCCACAUCUUGAGUGAACAAUCAUUCCAAUGGGUUAUCUUUCUCACCGAGUUGAUCCAGAUGAACUCAAGCCAGGAGACCACAUUUACACCUGGAGAACUGCAUUCACCUAUGCCCACCAUGGUAUUUAUGUUGGUGGACGCAAGGUUAUCCAUUUCACUAGUGAUCAAGAAAAUGCUAUGUCUAAUUCUGGAUGGAACUUGUCUUCUAGCCUUCCAGUUCCAUCUUCAUGUUUGAACUCUUCAUCUUUGAACUCUCCAUCUUUGAACUCUCCAUGUUUGAACUCUUCAUGUUUGAACUCUUCAUGUUUGAACUCUAUUGACUGUGGAUUUUCGCUACCUAAUUGUGAUUCUGGUUCAUGUUUAUGCGCUUACUACUGUGGAUUUCAUCAACCAGAGAGUGGAGUAACUUUCUCUUGUUUAAAUUGUUUCAUUGGAACUGGAUCACUGUACCUCUUUCAGUAUGGAGUGACGAUAUCUGAACAUGUUACCAAACUCCGAGGCGGCACUUCCACCACUGCGCCAUGCGAUCCACCCCAAGUUGUGAUCCACAGAGCCAUCUAUUUGCUCAACUCAGAGACCGGAUUCGGAAAGUAUGAUCUGGUUAGGAACAACUGUGAGGAUUUUGCUUUGUAUUGCAAGACGGGCCAUAUGAUUCCUAUCAAGCACGUUAGUACUGGUAGCAGCGGUCAAGUGAAUUUCAUCUAUAAUGCUCCAUGGAUGCCCGCUCUUGUUUCAAUAGCUCUAAGAGUUGCGUGUGGCACCGUCGCGGGUGUACUCGGUGGAGGUUACACAGUUUGGAAGCAUUAUCGGAACAGAUGUGAAUCUGACAUUGGUGUUCGAGAUGAUGCUGUUAAGGUUAACGUGGAAGAUGUUGGAGCGUUUCGUCGCUAUUACCAAGCCGGUGGAAUGUAACUUGCGCAUCAUGUAAUCGAUAAGCUUACGGUGUUUGAUGUGAAUUGUUAUGUCAUUGUUUAUUGUUCAAAAAGUUGUAAUUCGAGACGGGUCUUUUGUU
Molecule: messenger RNA, 1092 nt
Organism: Helianthus annuus (common sunflower)
Lineage: Eukaryota; Viridiplantae; Streptophyta; Magnoliopsida; Asterales; Asteraceae
Exons: 2
Coding region: 108-992 (294 amino acids)
Source: RefSeq, a predicted model, not a curated record